AAUAUUUUGAUAAUUUAAUAACAAAAAUUGUCAACACUGCAAAAAACUUUCAUUCCUUAUUAUUUUUAUUAAGUUAAUUUUCUGCAAAACUAGAUAUUUCAAGUUGAACAUCGCAUUUGCGAGAGGUGGCAUUUUGGAGUGCGCUGCGCAGAUCAAUAUGCCUCCACACUUCUCCCCUUGACCACGAUCAGGGAGGGAGGGAGGAAGGAAGGAGGAGGGAGAGUCCGGCUGGAACGAAAAGGGGAUCGAAAACGAAGGCACCUUGUGCAGGUGGGGCUGAACUAUUCCGCGCGACUCAUUACCGACGUGUUUCGGACAUGGUAUGAUCGACAUCAUCAACCACCUGACCCCGAUUUAGGAAAAAAAAAAUGUCUAUUUUCAGUUACUGUUGUAGAUAUUGCAUCAGAAACGCAUUUGGCCACGUCGAUGAUGGCGUAACAUGUGACAUAACUAAAUGACUCAGCACCCACUUUUUUAUAAGUCACACUUUUACUUUACCGACAAAAGGGACAAUCUUUAUUUAUUUGCAACCUGUCGAUAUCAAAAGUAAAAUUAUAAAGCAGGUGACGCCGAAAGAUGAUUUACAAAUUAAUAUUACACCGAAUGAAAAUUAUUUGUCGUAAUUCGCUCAGUCACAAACUAAUUAUGCAAAGUUAAGUAUUAACAGACAACUAAUAUCUAUUCGAAAAUGCUUAUCUCAUAAUAGAUAAUAAUAAAAAACUAAAAUAAUUUACCGAAAAAUUACACCCGCCACUGAGUUAAAUUUUCUAUCUUUUAUUUUUGAAAUAUCUUGGCACUGUAGUUAUAAGAACAGGGAACGUGUUUCAGGACCAAGAAGCACUUAAUUUGUCAAAAAAUGUAUAGAUGACAAGAAAUUCAUGGUACAAAGUGUGCUACAAUGAUUUUCAUCUAGUGGUCUGUGAAUUUCUAAUGUAAAAUCAAAAUACCGCUGAUGAUAGAUAGGUAUUCAGACAUCGAAUAUUGUCAUUCUCCAACUCAGAAAUAAACUCCGACAAUAACAGUAUUUUCUUGCACAGUGUAAUAUGCUUGUUAAUUGCUUUUUAACGAAAUGUUUGAAUGUAGUUAACUGACAAUUUGUGAAUUUACACAUUUUUUUUACAUUAUAAACCAAUUUUAAAGUUAACUACAUGAAAAUCAUUUUAAAACAACCUGUCAAUAAAAACAUUGUCAUAUUUUGUCAAAUUUAGGCACUGUGUACACCAACCACAAAAAUAAUUACCAAAAAAAUCGUGGUGAAAAACGUCAUUCUUGCAUCAAAAUCGAGAAGAAAAUAUUUUUCUUAAUUUUCAAACUUACAUCAACUGUCAAUCAAAUUGUCAAUUAAACGGCCAACUAACUUUAAUUAACAAAUAACAUAAAUGAAAGUUGAAACCGAGAAAAAUAGAAUAAAAUAUUCGUUGCAGAAGGUCAUUUAGGUACUUGUCCGUUCAAAUGUUUACCAGAAUAGAUUACCUUCUCAGACUUUUUUAGUCGGUAAAAAUUAUAUAAUAAAACAUUUUUGUAAUUUUGACAUUGUUGAACCCAAGUAGCAGUCGGUACCUUCAGAAAGGUAUUUCCUCUAUGACUAUUAAUAAAAAUUAAAAAUAAACCACAUGCACAGUUCAUGCCAGAGCGCAACAGAAAUAGAAAAAGGACUAUUUUCUACCACUUCCUUUUCGUCAGUUACGAAACAAUCAUUAAAUUUAUUCGCUCCUAUUAAAAACAAUUUCCCCUUUUAAAUUUUUUUGUGGUUAUUGGCGAAUCACAACAAAAAAUUUAGUAAAAACGUACAAGAAACCCCUCGAAUGCUAAUCAAGGUAACACAAUGCUGUAUUACAACAUCCUGGCUUGCAACACGAGUACAGUGUGACAGUCUAUAAAAUUCACAAUAAAAAAGACAAAAUUUCCGGUUAUCUACCAAACGAGAAAAAAUUAUUAACACGAGAUUAAUUAAAUUAGAAUAAAAACCGAUGAUACGAUAAUAGCCUGUGAGCGAGCUUUGGUUAGAUGACUUCCUAGCAAUGCGGCCGCUACUCUGUCUAUUUCCAGUUCGUCUGCCGGCCAGACAAAGCGCCAGGUAUUUAUAGAAAGCGUGCUUUGUUUGUUACUAGGUGUUCACAAAAAGUUUUACAUUCAAAAAUUAUCAAAAAAAAAAUAAUAAUAAUAAUAGUUACACCACAACCUAGACUGUGAUAAACUGACGUCGUGUGUUGUAAUGUUUAACAACCUUACAAACUUUGAUCGACGAAUUGCACCUACAAUUUCUCAAAUAAGACGAAAUGUAAACGCGAAUUUUUCAAGCUUCGCUUUUAUCACAGCGGUUUCCGUCAAAACAACGUUAUUUUUGCUAAUUCGGCGGCGAUUAAUUACAUUUCCAACACAUAUCCGCCAAUUUGAUUUAUCGAUAAGUUUUAAAGUUUUGCGUUUUAUUUCCAAAUUGUUUCGUAUUAUUAUUACCCUUAAAUUAACGAGGAGGAAGUACACGAAUGUAACACUCAACAAUAAUAAUAGUUUGAAGUUUACGACUUACACCCAAGAUGAUGAAAUGUAUCGCAUCGACAUACGAGUGAAUUUAAUAAUAAUAUUUUUCUAUAGUUUUAUCUCCAAUACAGAAAUUUUGUACCAACCUUGCUUAAAACCAUUUUCAAGUGUCAUGAUUUUUGGCACCUAGGCAACAAGGAUAAUAUUAUCAAUUCGAUAAUAAAUAUCAUUAUUUGAUAAUUUUCCACGGAAAAAAAAUAGUAAUUUUUGUAUUAAGUGCGCGAAAUGAGUGUUUUUUUAAUGGCGCCUGAGAAUGUUAUUUUAGUCGAGACCGCCAGGUCGAGACCUAAAAGACAUUCGAAGGCGCCAUUAAAACAUGAAUUUCGCCACGAAAUACAAACAACGUUUUUUCUACAGCCUCCAGAUGAAGAAAAAAGUAACAGAAAUUAGUUGGAACAAAAUGGUCUGAUAAAUCGAGUUGCUUGCAUGGUUACGAUGAUAAAUAAAAGUGAUAGUUGCGAAAAAUUUGUCACAAUAGGUAUUUUUGUUGAAGAAGUGUGAUGGAUUUUAGCAGCGAAAACGAAAUAGAUGCAAUUGCAAGCGCGGCAGUGUCGAAUCUUUUGCCUGCUAAAUCAAGACCGCAGUACGAAAAAACGUAUCUUCAGUUUCGGCAGUGGUGUUCUAUGAAAAAGAUUGAUCAAGUAACGGAAAAUGUUUUGUUGGCGUAUUUGGAAGAAAAGUCUACCACCUUAAAGCCACCAACACUCUGGGCCCUUUAUGCGAUGUUGAAAGCCACCUUAAACGUUAAAGAGAAUAUCGAUACACGUAAGUUUCCGAAGUUAGUGCCCUACCUGAAAAGCAAAAGCGUAGGUUACAGAAGCAAGAAGUCGCAAAUUUUAGACAAAGAAGACAUUAGCAAGUUUAUUAAUGAAGCAGAUGACAAGAUAUAUUUACUGAUGAAGACUGUGCUAAUUUUGGGUAUAUCGGGAGCCCUUCGACGUGAAGAAUUAGUUAAAAUGAAGCUAACUGACAUAGAAGAUAAACAGUCUGUCUUAAUUGUGAAGGUGCCUGAUACAAAAACCCACUGCGAACGAAUAUUUACUGUUUCAAAUUUAGAAAAUAUAGAAAUUGUCAGAAAAUAUAGAGCUUUGCGGCCUCCACGGGCGACUAGUGACCGUUUAUUUUUAAAGUAUACCAACGGAAAAUGUGUGAAUCAAAAUGUUGGAAUUAACAAAAUCGGAGAGAUACCAAGUUUGAUUGCAAAGUGGCUUAACAAAGACGAACCUAAAAAAUAUACUGGUCACUGCUUCAGAAGAAGCUCUGCCACUCUUUUGGCGAAUGCUGGAGGUGAUCUAAUUUCAAUUAAACGUCAUGGGGGCUGGAGAAGCAGCACAGUGGCAGAAAGUUACAUCGAGGACUCUUUGAAUAAUAAAAUUGAAAUUGCCAAUAAAAUUCAACCUUCUUCCUCCACAGAAGAAAACAAAAUCACUCAACCUUCUACAUCGGCUUCUUUUAAUGGCGAAAAUAACUUUCAUUUACAAGCGUCUUCACUCAGGCCUCUGGGGAUAAACGGGGGCACGUUUUCGUCAUGCACAUUUAAUUUUCAUAUGUCAAAGUAAAUAUCUAUUAUUAUUGUUUUGUAAUAUUGUUCUGUAUAAUUAUAAAACCUUUAAAACUA
This is a messenger RNA of Tribolium castaneum (red flour beetle), 4159 nucleotides long. RefSeq lists its product as uncharacterized. The transcript has 2 exons. Gene Ontology annotation, molecular function: DNA binding. Gene Ontology annotation, biological process: DNA integration; DNA recombination. The coding region runs from base 3042 to 4100 and encodes 352 amino acids. Lineage: Eukaryota; Metazoa; Arthropoda; Insecta; Coleoptera; Tenebrionidae. The record is from RefSeq and is a predicted model, not a curated record.